AUGGAAGGGAAAAAGUACAGAUUUAGACAUGCUUUAUGUGAUUUUUGUGGGGAUUACAAAGGUAAAAGGUUUGAGCCCUUAAAUUAGCUCGUUUAUUGUAAGACUUGUAUUCUUCCAAAUCAAAAAUCUAAGACCAUAAACAUCAGGAAACUAGAAUGGUCAGCACUUAAGAUCCUGAGCCAAUUAUUUCAUCUACUUAAGAGUUAGAAAACUAAAUUCCAGUUGAGAAUGGAAUCAGUUGGCUACUACAGUCUUGAAUUAUAAAGACUCUUGAGUGAGAAAUUGAAGAUACUAUAUUUGAUAGAACAGAUUAUCAAGGAUGGUAAGGUAGUUGGGCAGAUAUUUAAGAAAGUUAAGGCUAUGCACAAUAGCAGAUUAGAACUCAUAAUGACUUUGAAUAACAGAGGAGAUGUAUUUGAACCAUAGCUUUUAGACUUUCGAUUGGAAAUUAGCUUCUAACUUCAAUAGUAAUACAAAGAAUCUAGGAAGAUUAUCAAAAAGCUCAGAAUAUUGUAAGGAAAUUGCAAUAAAAUUUCAAAAUAAACGGGUGAUUUAAUUCUGACAGGGAAAACUAAGAUUAAAAUUAAAUUCAAAAUCACUGAUUACGAUUUGUUAGAGUACCAAAUAAUCUGUAUACAAUCAGCAAGAUCUCUUAUAUACGUAUUCACACAAACAGAUAUCUUGAUCUUUGACCCAAGUAAACCUAAAGAGCUUGCUUACACUAUAUGUUUUCAAGAAAUGUACAUUCAAGGUUGCCUAAAUGUUGUGUACAAUAAAUGGCAUAAAAAUCUGAUAUGUUUAACUUGA
Messenger RNA from Stylonychia lemnae, 807 nucleotides. The record is from the annotation of a GenBank genome assembly. NCBI's taxonomy places the organism in Eukaryota, Ciliophora, Spirotrichea, Sporadotrichida, Oxytrichidae.